Messenger RNA from Teleopsis dalmanni, 1675 nucleotides. Its product is annotated as cytochrome P450 CYP12A2-like. Lineage: Eukaryota; Metazoa; Arthropoda; Insecta; Diptera; Diopsidae. The record is from RefSeq and is a predicted model, not a curated record. Gene Ontology annotation, molecular function: monooxygenase activity; iron ion binding; heme binding. The transcript has 5 exons. The coding region runs from base 59 to 1675 and encodes 538 amino acids.
CAUUUCAAUUUAUUCGUUUGAUAUAAGAAAAAUAUUAAGUUUAUAUUUUCGGUUUAAAAUGAUACAAUCCAAAAUAUAUCGUAUAGGACAAAAUUUACGUUAUGUGAAUAUCGUAGCUGGCUUAUCUACUUCACAGACACGAUUUCACACAAACUUAGCUACGCAAGUGAAUACUGAAAGCACAUUUCAAAAAAAAUGGCAAGAAGCACAACCUUUUAAGGAUAUACCAAACGAAAGCGUUUUCCGAUUCAUACGUAACUUUCUACCCGGUGGAGAUUAUCACAACUUGAAUUAUGUACACACGUUGUACAAAUUUCAUGAAAAGUAUGGCAAAAUCUGCUUAAUGCCUUCGCUUUUCGGAAGAUCUCCAAUACUUUUGACAUUCAAUCCUACAGACUUCGAAACUGUCUUCCGAAAUGAAGGUAUUUGGCCACAACGUCCAGGAUUCGCAGCACUUUCUCACCAUCGCGAAAAACAUAGACCAAACUUUUACCAAGGAGCUGAUGGUUUAGUAUCUACUAACGGGCAGAAAUGGGGAAAAUUUCGUUCCACUGUCAACCCUGUACUUAUGCAGCCUAAAAACGCUAAAUAUUAUAUACACAAAAUGUGUAAAAUCAAUUUAGAAUUUGUUGAAAGAAUAAAGAAAAUACGAGAUCCACAAACACUUGAAGUACCGGCUAAUUUUGAGGACGAAAUAAAUCGCUGGGCACUUGAAUCAGUUGCAGUUGUGGCACUGGAUAAACAACUCGGAUUAAUCAGCAAUAAACGGGAUGAUCCUGCAGCGAGAAGAUUUUUAAAAAUAAUCACCGAGCUUUUCACCUUGGCAGCUGAACUGGAAUUUCAGCCACCAGUUUGGAAAAUUAUAAGCACUACAAAAUUCAAACGUACGAUGCAACUUUUGGAUGAGGUACAAGGUAUUACAUUAAAUUAUGUGGAGAAUGCAUUAGACAGUUUGGAGGAGGAUCGUAAAAACGGUGUCGUGAGAAUGGAACAUGAGAAGAGUGUUUUAGAAAAGUUAUUGAGGAUCGAUAAAAAAAUAGCUAUGGUGAUGGCUAUGGAUAUGUUGCUAGCAGGCGUCGAUACGACGACCACCAUUUUUACCGGCAUUAUGUUGUGUUUGGCAAAAAAUCCAGAAAAACAACAAAAACUACGAGAGGAACUCUUUCGACUCAUGCCAGAAAAGGAUACGCCUUUCACAGAAGAUAUUCGUAAGGAGCUAAAUUACAUGCGUUGCUGCAUAAAAGAAGCGCUUAGACUUUAUCCUUUAGGUCCUGGAAAUACACGUACAGUACAAAAUGAUGUUGUAUUGAGUGGUUACCAGGUGCCAAUGGGCACACAAGUAUUCAUGAUGGCUGCAAGUGUGCUUAAAGAUGAGGCAAAUUUUUCCAGGGCAAGUGAAUUUAUACCUGAAAGAUGGAUAAGACAAAAGAAGCAAGAUUCAACUGAAUGUCCCGCUUCUAUGAAGACUACAAAUCCAUUUAUUUACUUGCCUUUUGGUUUUGGUCCAAGAGUUUGUAUUGGGAAGCGUGUUGCAGAGUUGGAACUAGAGUUAGGUGUGGCUCGGAUUAUAAGGAAUUUUAAAGUGGAAUUUAAUCACUCAACUGAAAAUGUAUUUAAGCCUUUGAUAUUUAAUGUGCCUAAUAUUCCAUUACAAUUUAAGUUUAUCGAUGUUUAA